CAUUAGCUAAUGAUGGUGUUGAACGUUUUACACCUCAAACAGAAGCAAGUAUUGAAAUUGUUGAAGAUGAAAUUUCACAAACUUAUGAGGAAUUAUACAUCUGUUUAAUAAAUGCAACAGAAAAUGUGCUCGAAAUUCUUAAGGAUCAGCAAAAUAAAAAGAACUUUAG
Cetraspora pellucida is the source of this 169-nucleotide messenger RNA. The record is from the annotation of a GenBank genome assembly. NCBI's taxonomy places the organism in Eukaryota, Fungi, Glomeromycota, Glomeromycetes, Diversisporales, Gigasporaceae.